Molecule: messenger RNA, 1539 nt
Organism: Chelonoidis abingdonii (Abingdon island giant tortoise)
Lineage: Eukaryota; Metazoa; Chordata; Testudines; Testudinidae
Source: RefSeq, a predicted model, not a curated record
AUGGACAGGUUCUUACUUCUUCAGUUCUUACUCCUUGUGGUAGCACCAAGCUUAGAGAUUCUCCCUAGCAAACUGAAGGAGUGGGAAAAAUGCUUUACUGACCCCGACUAUGAAGAACUGGUGGAUAUUGCAGAAAAUGGGUUGGAAAAAGGGUGUCGUUCAAAGAAGAUGGUGAUCAUAGGGGCAGGAAUAAGUGGUCUCACUGCUGUCAAACUGUUGCAAGAUGCUGAGUGCAAGGUUCUGAUUCUGGACGCCAGUGAUCACGUGGGAGGACGCAUCAUGACCUAUCACAAUAAGGACAGAAGCUGGUAUGUGGACCUCGGACCCAUGUGUUUGCCCAAAGACCACGGGGUUGUGUGUGAAUUUAUUACCAAAUUUAAACUGAAACUGAACCCAUUCUACAAUACUGACGACAAACCUUGGUAUUUAGUUAGCAACAUCAGGGCAAGAGCUGGAGAGGUAGAAAGAAACCCCGAUGUCUUGCAAUACCCCUUGCACCCUACAGCGAGAGGAAAAUCAGCUAGUGAGCUUUAUUGUCAGACACUGGAUAAGGUGACCACAGACUGCAGUGCUCUGAAAGAGAAAUAUGACUCCUUUUCCACCAAGGAGUAUUUGAUUAAAGAAGGAAAUUUAAGUAGAGGAGCCAUCAACAUGAUCGGUGACUUGCUGAAUGAAGAUGGUGAAUUCCAGAUGUCAUUUCUUCACUCUGUCAUGGACCACGUUACAUUGUCUGAGAAGGGUUAUGAUGAGAUCACUGGGGGAUUCGAUCAGCUUCCCGAUACUUUCUAUCAGUAUAUUCAUGGGGGCAUUCUAUUUCACUCCAUAGUGGUGAAGAUAGUAAACAAGGAUGACCAAGUGAGAGUAUUUUACCAGAGGCCAGAUGCAUUGAUUGCCUUGACUGUGACAUCCGACUACGUUCUUGUCAUGGCCAUGGCAAAAGCCACAUGGCUUAUUCAAUUUUCACCAUUUCUUUUGACUAACAAAGCCCAUGCCCUGGGGUCCAUUCACUACUCAGAAGCCACUAAGAUUGUUUUGGUUACUGAAAAGUUUUGGGAGAAAGAGGGAAUACAGGGUGGGAGGUCAAUCACUAAUUGUCUAUCCAGAUUCAUCUACUACCCCAGCCACAAUUUCUCAGUGAUCCUUGCUUCAUACACCUGGGGCGAUGAUGCUGAAUUGUUCAUUCCCCUCAGUGAUGAAAAGUGUGUUAAUGUGGUGCUGGGGGACCUGGUAGAAAUCCACCAGGUGCCCAAGAAUUAUAUCCAGAGUGUCUGUGAUAAGCAUGUGAUGAAGAAAUGGAGCCUGGACAAAUAUACGAUGGGAUCCUAUGUUUCAUUCACCCCAUACCAGUUUGCCGACUACUCCGAAGCUUUGUUUCAGAAUGAAGGGAGGGUCCAUUUUGCAGAAGAACUUACAGCCCACCCUCAUGCCUGGAUCAAAACCACUAUGAAAUCCGCUGUGAGAGUGGCAAGGAACAUCCACGGCAUUAUCAAUGCAUCACUCAGGCAGCAGCAGCAAGAGCUGAGGAAAAAUAAAAUAUAA